AACUAUUUUCUAUGCAUAUUUACAGUAUUUGUAAAUAGGGGAACAUUGCAAGAAUUGCAUUUUGCCUUCUUCAAUGAAGCUGCUUGUGAGGGAGUGGGUCGCUGUUGUUGCGGUUCCUGACUGCCUCACCUUCCCCCAUCCGCGAGACCAGUGCACAACUGUGUACAUCAUUUUAGCGUAAUGGCAAAUGAAUCUUUUGGAAAUGAGGGAGGUACCGGUUCGAGAAACUCAAAUUUCACAUCAUCUGUGGAUCUCAGCACGUCCUUAGAUUCAAGUGUUCAGACUCGAAUAUUUAAAAUAAUUGUAAUCGGGGAUUCAAAUGUAGGGAAGACCUGCUUAACCUUCCGCUUCACCGGGGGAAGCUUUCCCGAGAAGACGGAGGCGACAAUCGGUGUGGAUUUCAGGGAGAAAGCAGUGGAAAUAGAGGGCGAAAAAAUAAAGGUUCAGGUGUGGGACACUGCAGGACAGGAGCGCUUCAGAAAGAGCAUGGUAGAACACUACUACCGCAAUGUGCACGCUGUCGUUUUCGUUUACGACGUCACCAAGAUGGCCUCAUUCCAGAACCUGAAGACGUGGAUCCAGGAGUGCAACGGGCACCGUGUCUCACCCACUGUGCCUCGGGUACUGGUGGGUAACAAGUGUGACCUGGUUAGUCAUAUCCAAGUACCCUCCAACACUGCCCUCAAGUUUGCAGAUGCCCACAACAUGCUGCUGUUUGAGACCUCAGCGAAGGACCCCAAGGAGAGCCAAAAUGUGGACUCCAUUUUCAUGUGCCUGGCAUGUCGGCUGAAAGCCCAGAAGUCCCUGCUGUACAGGGAUGUUGAGAGGGAGGAUGGAAGGGUUAGGCUUUCACAAGAGACAGAUGUUAAGAGUAACUGCCCUUGUUGAGGCUCCUCCACUCUGCAAUGAUUCAUUAUCCCUUUUUAAUACUGCUGUGACUUGAAUUGAACAAUUUAACAUAAACAACAAAAGGCGAAGAUACUGUUCUAAUGUUAACAUUUCUUGAAAGAAUGUGCCUGAAGUUAUUUCAGUCUGUCUGUCUGUCUGUCUGUCUGUCUGUCUGUCUGUCUGUCUGUCUGUCUGUCUGUCUGUCUGUCUGUCUGUCUGUCUGUCUGUCUGUCUGUCUGUCUGUCUGUCUGUCUGUCUGUCUGUCUGUCUGUCUGUCUGUCUGUCUGUCUGUCUGUCUGUCUGUCUGUCUGUCUGUCUCUGUCUGUCUGUCUGUCUGUCUGUCUGUCUGUCUGUCUGUCUGUCUGUCUGUCUGUCUGUCUGUCUGUCCCUCUCUUGUUUUACUCUCUUUCUUUGAUAUGUUAUCAUUAUCACAUUCUGUAAUAAUGGCCUUAAGUCAAGAGAGGUCAUCCUGUGGUGUUUGUAAAGUAUGUUAAUUUAUUUUGUAUUUGAGUUGUACAUGUCUGUACAUGACUGCUGUCGGUAUUAUCAUGUAUGUACAUGUCUGCUGUCAGUAUUAUUGUUUCAUGCAAUAUACUUGUGUGUAACAUGAUUGUCACAAUCUCACAAAGGGACUUACAUAAAGACUAUUUGGGCUUCACACUGACGUACUGUAUAUGUGCUGCAAUCAUUUUACAUUUGUUGAGUAUAUUGUUUGUUUUUUAACUAUAUUUUAAGACAUAUCCACUAAUAAUCCUUCACAUUGAAUUGUCAUAACCAUAAUGCAGAGGAUGGGGAGGCAACGAUGCUAGUUAGCCCAAUACCCUUCCCCUGCCCCACCAGGGGUUUCUCUGGCUUCAGGUCUGCUAUUUCUGCUUUCUGUUUUCUCUCCAUUGAUCAUCAUCAUAUUUCUGAUCGUCAUCAAAACAUCCAAUUUGUGACCAUUUCCUGUCUUUGACUCAAAAUUAAAUAUUCAACAAAUA
Oncorhynchus kisutch (coho salmon) is the source of this 1868-nucleotide messenger RNA. RefSeq names its product RAB33A, member RAS oncogene family (gene rab33a). The coding region runs from base 181 to 888 and encodes 235 amino acids. The record is from RefSeq and is a predicted model, not a curated record. The transcript has 2 exons. Gene Ontology annotation, molecular function: GTP binding; GTPase activity. Lineage: Eukaryota; Metazoa; Chordata; Actinopteri; Salmoniformes; Salmonidae. Gene Ontology annotation, biological process: Rab protein signal transduction.